UACAGUGGAAACAAGUCGAGAUCUCCUGGCCCACAGAACCCGCUUAAAAGUACCUGAAGGAUCGGUCUUGUAAGGAACAUUUUGAAUUAAUGCUCAUCAGCUACUGCUGCAGCUCUGAGAAGGUAUGUUUACACUUGUUUUCCUGGCCUUGCUUACAAUGAAUAUCUUUGCUUAUCUUGCAAAUGUACCCUUCUAUGAGUGUACCAUAACAGCUACUGCAAGAGACUAUGACCCUCAAGGUGGUGAAAUGUAUCAAAUAACAUUAGAUUUGAAACAAAAAUCUGCCACGAUAGAACAUUUUUUUCUCUUAAAGAAAACAAUCAUUAGCCUGUGUACAGAUUCCCCCCUCCCCUUAGAAAAAAAUGGGGGAGGGGGGCAUCUGUAAACAGCCUAAACAAUUUUCCCUUGCAAUGUACUUGUGGAAGAAUUAUGAAAUAUCUGCCAGGACACCAAAAACUGUAAUUUUUGCCUUAGAAUUCUCCUUUUUUUAAAAUUAGCUUACUGCACAGUGCAGAUCCUUUGGGUCAAACAGCACCCCACUGAACAGCUCACAUGAUUAGCUGUGUAAACAAUAGGAUAACCACACAAACAAUAACCCUAACCCUCAACACAAAAGGCAAUAUUGUUUUAGACGACCACUUAAAGUAGAGUUUCUUGUGAGCUACUGAGCCACUUUUAUUAUUGCCAAUACAGCUGAUCAAAUCGAUUGUAGUGGUUAGUGUCCAGUUGCUAUCUUAGAUCUGAGAGUAAGGGGGCAGUUGACAGAGUUUUAACAGCUAAUUUAUAAUGCUUCUUUGUUUUAUGGUGGUCUGCCAAAGCAAAAGGACAAAAGUAAGAGAGUGGAAGAGGAAGACUAGUAAACUGGACAAGGACAUAGGGAUAAAACAUCGGCCACACUGAAUCGAAGUAAGUUUACAUGUCUUUCGCCAAGAAAAAAUAACGGAAAAAGCUUACUCAGUAAAAUGUCUGUCAAAAGGCCCGGAGAGGCUUGUUUUCCCUACACUGUUGAAGGAGAAAUACCAUGGAGAAGAGAGGCCAUUGCUGGUUUGCACGUGACGUCCCGGCGGCCAUAUUGGAGGUCAAAAACAAAAGCAUUUGCCUCCUCUGGUAACUUAACUCUAUUUUCAUGUAAAUUCGUCAGGAAAAUAUUGUGUUGUAUUGACCUUCAACAUGGCCGCCUUGUCACGUGGUUGCAAACCAAGAAUUGGAGAGGGUUGCUUGAUAAAUUCUGUUGAAGGGGGUGAAAAGAUUACACCAAAGUUUCAAUUUAGCGGCCCUGCAGUCCAAAGUCUGAUUCAGCCUUUCAUGGAGCCAUUUGAACUCAAUUUUAACCAAUAACAGCCCUUUAAAAAGCCUAUUCCAGCCCACGCUGGGACGCAUUUCAACCCUUGGGUCCAAAUUAGCCCUAGAUAAUCGUACUGUAUUGUUGUUGAGAAUUCAUGUUAACAUAACGUUUACCAGAAAACCGAUGCCAGCUACCAAUAGAUGUGGUUAACACUGGAUGCUCAUAUACAGCCAUUCACAUUCUUAAUAUCCGAUAAUUAAUGGACAGUUUUAAAUUUCUUUCUCAUAAUUAUUAGCUAAACAGGGAAAGAGAACCUUGAGCCCCAAUAUAGUGUCGCAUUUUACAGAGAAGCGGAACUUAUCAGAAUUGUUGUUCUGUGAAAUAAAACUGGACUGUAAGAUCAAGGCACUGAAUGUGGAACAGAAAGAUUGA
Porites evermanni is the source of this 1717-nucleotide messenger RNA. NCBI's taxonomy places the organism in Eukaryota, Metazoa, Cnidaria, Anthozoa, Scleractinia, Poritidae. The record is from the annotation of a GenBank genome assembly.